UACAAAAGAAAAUAAUACUGAUCCCGUUAUAAGUGAAAAGAAAUAGAUUUUUAACUAGUUGGUAUAUUGGGAACUAGGGAAUAAGUGGUUGCAAAUAAACUACUGAAAUUACUUUUCUUUGGUAAAAUAUUGGAAGUUCACCCUCGAAAAUUUGUGUAUAUUUUAAAAAUAUUUUAUACGAAAAUAUGCUGAUAGGAGCAUUUAUGAAUUUAAAAGUGUGUUUGAUAUAAUUUGCAAAUUAGAUAAAUAAUGUUCUAAAAGACGAUAAAUAUGCAACAUAUAAUUAAAAACUGGGAUUAUAUUGAAUUGCUAAUUAAGAUACGUACUUCUGUAUGCAUGUAUAGAAGAAUACUCAAGUGCAUAUGCAUUGUGCAUAUGUAGAAAUAUACAAAAUAUUCAGUAUAUACAUAUGUGCAUUCUCAUAUAUGCGUUUUAUAUUAAAAAAAAAAAAAUGUGUGAUAGUUAAUGGAUUUAAUAAGUGUGAGAGUACGGCUAUUGGUUUUCCACUCUCACAAUGCCGGUGUAAAGACCACUACUGCUCUUCAUUUGCGCCUAUAUGGUUUAAGAGGAACUUAGUUGUGUGUGUUUAAAUUUAGUCAAGUUUAAAAUAUUAUGAAAAAAUUGAGGGAAAUAGUUUUAGAAAUACAUAAAUUCAAAUUAGUUUCGUAUUGAGAAAAUUUCUAAUAAAGCUUUGUUAUAAUAAAGCUUCUUAAGUAUCAAAUAUGACCUUCUUUAGGGCAAAUAAAAUUAUUUUUGAUUAUAUGCAAAACGGAAGGAAUGCUAAUAACAUUAAAAUAUUAACAUUUACUAAAUUGUAUAAAUAGAAAAAAUGCCAAGAUCAAGCGGUAAUCCACGCUGCAAGUGUUGCGAUGAAGUUAUGGAAGAGCUUUUGACCAUGCGUCAAUCUUUUGAGAAACUUUUCCACCGAUUAACAAAACAAAUUGUAGAUUUGAGGCGUGAAGUAACUGAAGGCUUAGGCUCUGUCUCCAGUGGCACAGCUUUAAAAAGAGAAAGCAGUUGUAGUCCGUCGAUAUCCUCACCGCCGUCGAAAUUUAAGCGAUAUGAUAACAGUGAAAGCGAGACUGAGUGUAUCAAAUUGAAAAAUGACAAAAAGUCCUCCAGAUCGAAAAAUUUACAGAGGAAUAAAGAUGAACUUAAGGAUCCCGUCGAGGUAAAAACUGUUAACAAAGUUAGUCGCCCUAUAUUGGACUUUUUUAACAUACAAGCUCCAGUCAUGCCUACACAGCCAUUCAAAACAGCACAACAGUUUGAGGAUUGGAAUGCUAUUUUCAAAGAAGAUGAAGAUCAGUGUGAUCAAUUGAGAGUUGAGCUACUCCAAGGCCAUUUUGAUGAACCAGACAAAUAUAUCAAACAUAUAUGGCGUAGUAUUUUCAAAAACGAAGCUGCUGAGUGUUACUCCUACAGGGGUAACGGUCGCUGCAAAAAACGGGCCAUUAAAAAUUAUAUAUUUACAGAUAUAUUCCGAGAAUGCUUCCUUCAGCGUUUCCAUCACAUGGAUGCGGUCUUUUUCAUGGAACGUACAAUGCUUUUUUUUAACUACGUUCACAAUCAUAUGAGAAAAAAUUUACGCAAUCAGCAAAAACGGCUAGAAAUUACAAAGGCUAAUAAACAAACCGAAGAACCAAUGGAAAACGAAACAAUAAUGCAAGAAGAGCAAAGUUUCAAUGGAUAUGAAGGAACGAUGUUACAAUAGUAAAUAAGAAUCUGAAUGGCAAUUUUGAUAAGAUUAUAGUUAUGCAGGAUAUAUAUACAUAUUAUAUAAAUGUAGAGCUCAGAACUUGCAAAGAUAUAAAUAUAUUUUACAAUGUAUGUACAUGCAUGUGUGUGGAUAGUUUUUAUUACUCUUGUGUAUACUCUUGAAGAUUUCGAUGAAUAAAAAUGAUUAAAAA
Bactrocera latifrons is the source of this 1910-nucleotide messenger RNA. RefSeq lists its product as uncharacterized. Lineage: Eukaryota; Metazoa; Arthropoda; Insecta; Diptera; Tephritidae. Bases 830 to 1714 code for a protein of 294 amino acids. The transcript has 3 exons. The record is from RefSeq and is a predicted model, not a curated record.